This is a messenger RNA of Botrytis cinerea B05.10, 1577 nucleotides long. RefSeq lists its product as hypothetical. The record is from RefSeq and is a predicted model, not a curated record. The transcript is spliced from 2 exons. The coding region runs from base 414 to 1358 and encodes 314 amino acids. NCBI's taxonomy places the organism in Eukaryota, Fungi, Ascomycota, Leotiomycetes, Helotiales, Sclerotiniaceae.
GGGAAUAGUUCACACAGCGCGAAUUUUGUCAUCCACGAAAUUACUUCACCCUCACAUGUACUAAGAGCCCCAUCUUCAAUUACUCGCUCAUAGAAUCUUGAAACAUGAAACAAACAAGAAAAUAACUCUCCGACCCGUAGACACUAUUGUAUCACAAGCCUCAUACAUUCGGAGACAUAUCUCCAUAUCUCCAAGCUUCCCUCAAUCCCCCUAUUCUCUGUAAUCCCAGCCCGCCCAAAAGUCUCCGAAAGCUCUCCGACAAGCGAGAUCCCCAUACAUUCUUUGAUUCUUUCGACCCCACUAUAGUUACACCCCACUAAUCAAGCACGACGAACCUGAGAGAGGUAUAAGUAUAACGAACAUUCAUUCCGAGUCCUUCAACUUUUUUCCCUCUGCAGGAUCAAUACAUAUUCAUGAUCAGAAGUUAUUAUCAUAUCCUAUUUGUUGUUUUGUUAUCAUCGAUUCUCGGGAUUUAUUUUGGAGGGACUGAACUUGCAGAGUUUGAGUAUAGAAUUAAGGUUUUGGUGAAGAAUUCUAGAUUGAAAAUGGCCGGGCAUACACAUACACAUGAUGGAGAUGUGACGGAGAAGAAUAGAGAACAUUGGGACACGCAUGCCUCAACCUACGACACGCGGUUCCAAAAAACCAUUGAACAACUCAUCUCCAUCAUCCAAGAAGACCGCACCCUAUCUUUUAUCGGGGCCAACUGGGUCACCGAGACCUCGCCUCCAGAGCAUACCAUCAAGCUCCUCGACUACGCCUGCGGCACCGGUCUCAUAACCCGUGCUCUGCUCCCCACCAUCACCCGCGCCAUCGGCAUCGAUCUCUCUUCCUCCAUGGUAUCACAGUACAACGCACGUGCCUCCAAUCAAGGACUUUCCCCAUCCGAAAUGUUCGCUCAUCAAGGAAACUUGCUUUCCUCCGAGCCAGCCCCGGAAUUGGAGAUCGAAGAGCUCUAUCAAUUUGAUAUUGCGGUUGUGGGACUGGGAUUUCAUCAUUUCUCAAACCCGUCUUUGGCGGCGAGGAAAAUAGGAGAGAGGUUGAAGAAAGGUGGGAUUUUGGCGGUGGUCGAUUUCGAAAGUCAUGAUGGGUAUGGAAAUCCUCAUGGACAUGGGCAUGGACAUGGACAUGAGCAUCACGAGCAGUUAAAUGAGCAAGCUGAACAGGCACGGGAAACAGUUACUCAUCAUGGAUUUUCCGAGGAGGAGAUCAAGAAAAUAUUUGUAGAUGCGGGCGUGGGUGCGGAUUUUGGAUAUAUGGUGCUGGGGAAGGGAAUUGUGUUCCAUGGAACUGGGGUUGAGGGAGGAAGAAAAGAUAUGAAGAGGGCAGUUUUCAUGGCGAGGGGUGUCAAAUUAUAAAAUAUCGUCUGUGCAAAGUAAAUCUUCAAAGAAUCGAGAGAAAUCAUGAAGAGUUGAAAGGGAACUUAGAACGAGAGCUGGAAGCUAGAGUGUAACGUGCCCAAUGUGCAUGAAUUGAAUUGGCAAAAUCAUUUCGAGGAAAUCUUCCUACAUCUACAUACCUAAAUACGAGGGACAGACAUCCCAAACACUAUCGAAUUUUCAAUCCCGUCCCCCACA